ACGUGCAAUGCUGCAACUGAACCUUUAGCAGAUAAUAAAGUUUAGCUAAUUAAACAUGGUCUCAUCCUUCACCCAUCCCAUUAUUCUCGGUUUACUGUGGGCUACCAUCCUCAUUUCCAUUGCCACAAGUAUGUCAACAGCAGAACAGUCGCCAUUGGAGUCUGAAGCCAAAGCUGUGUUAGAGAGUGGAUGGUGGAAUGGCUAUAGCAACGACACUUCACAACGUUGCAAGUGGCCUGGUAUCUCAUGCAACUUUGCUGGAAUCAUCACCGAAAUUGAUCUUAGUGAUCGUGGGCUUGGUGGAAAUAUCCCGCCGGGAAUAGGUGAUCUAUCGGCAUUGGAGUACCUUGACUUGUCCAAUUGUGAUUUAUCUGGUGAGUUACCUACUUCUCUUGGAAACCUUAGCCUUUUACACUUUCUAGGCCUUUCCCGUAAUUAUAUUCAUGGUCCUAUCCCUUCUGCUUUGGGUCAAUUAACCAAUUUGCGAACUUUGAGUCUUGCUGGUAACCAAAUUAAUGGAUCCAUCCCUUCUGCUUUGGGUCAAUUAACCAAUUUGCAAAUUUUGAACCUUGCUUAUAACCAACUUGAAGGUUCCAUCCCUUCUGCUUUGGGUCAAUUAACCAAUUUGCAAUAUUUGUACCUUUAUGAUAACCAACUUGAAGGUUCCAUCCCUCAGGAAAUUGAAAAACUGAAGAACCUCAGAGUUUUAGCCAUCACAAAUAAUAGUUUUAUUGGUCAUGAUAUUCCUCUACUUCUGUGUCAUUUAACAAAAUUGGAACAUAUUAACCUUGGUCUAAAUCAAUUCACUGGUUCAAUCCCUUCUUGUCUUUGUAAUUUAGAAGCCUUAUUUUCAUUAUACCUCUCCCAAAACAGAUUGAUUGGUUCCAUCCCAUCUUGUGUUGGUAAUUUGUACAACUUGACUUUCUUGGAUCUUCAUUCAAAUCAAUUACAAGGUUCAAUUCCUUCAGAUAUUGGGAAUUUAGAAGCACUAAUAUCAUUAGACCUCUCCCAGAACAGAUUGAAUGGUUCCAUCCCCUCUCAGAUUGCCAUGCUUCAUAGGUUGUCAGAAUUAAACCUCACCUUCAACCAACUCUCCGGUUAUGUCCCUAAUUUGUAUGCUACUAAGCUUCUUAUUGUCGAUAAUAGUAAUGACUGUUACAAGAUUUAUCCCGAUCCUUUCGAAGGAAACAAGGCUUUAUCGCCUUGUAUGAAUUCUUUGGUAACCAACAAUGCCACAAACAAUAAAAGUCCUCCCUAUAUCAAAAUAUGCCUCCCUAUUGCCAUCUUUUAUACUUUCUCCAUUCUUGGUUGUUUGUUCUUUUCGCGCGUUAAGGCCAAUAAUAAACCUGCUGGAGGACGACCGACAAAGAACGGGGACAUAUGUUCCAUAUGGAACUACGAUGGAAAGAUAGCAUACGAGGAUAUCAUCGCAGCAACAGAGGAUUUCGACUUUCGCUACUGUAUCGGAGUUGGUGGUUACGGAAGCGUUUACAGAGCACAACUCCCUUGUGGAAAAGUUGUUGCCUUGAAGAAACUUCAUCGUUUAGAAGCUGAAAAUCCUGCCUUCGACAAGAGUUUCAGGAACGAGAUCAAGUUUCUAACAGAGAUACGACAUCGAAAUAUUGUGAAGCUUCAUGGAUUUUGUCUGCACCGACGCUCCAUGUUCUUGAUCUACGAAUACAUGGAGAAAGGGAGUUUAUUCUACAACCUAAGAGAUGAAGUGGAAGCAGUGGAAAUGGAUUGGACGAAAAGAAUUGAGAUCAUCAAAGGCAUGGCGCAUGUUUUGUCUUACUUGCACCAUGAUUGCACCCCUCCUAUAGUUCAUCGAGACAUAUCAAGUAACAAUGUUCUGUUGAACUCGAGCUUUCAAGCUUUUGUGGCUGACUUUGGAACUGCUAGAAUGUUGGAUCUUGAUUCAUCUAAUCACACCAUUCUUGUUGGAACUCGUGGCUAUAUAGCUCCAGAACUUGCCUAUACAAUGGUUGUCACCGAAAAAUGUGAUGUGUAUAGUUUUGGAGUGGUGGCACUGGAAACACUAAUGGGAAAGCAUCCAGAAGAAGUGUUGUCGUGGUUGCCAUCACCAUCUUCUUUGGUGAAUACGAAGUUAAUUGAUGUGUUAGACAAUUGUUUACCACUUCCAACAAGCCAACUUGUUGCACAAAAUCUUGUUCACGUUGCUACAUUGAUUUUUGCUUGUUUAAAUCAACGACCGAAGCUACGGCCAACAAUGAAAGAAGUGUGCAAAGAGUUCCUUUCUCGCCAAACAUCCUUGAAUGUUCCCCUUCGGAUGAUUUCUUUGUUUCAACUUGUGAAGCAUGAAAUGCAUAUAGGAGAAAGUUCUGAUACUUGUAAUGUUUAGACUAAAUGAUUCUUUGUACAAUGAAACAGGAAGAACAAGAAUCUAUGAACUAAU
This is a messenger RNA of Hibiscus syriacus, 2413 nucleotides long. Its product is annotated as MDIS1-interacting receptor like kinase 2-like. Gene Ontology annotation, biological process: protein phosphorylation. Bases 56 to 2359 code for a protein of 767 amino acids. Gene Ontology annotation, molecular function: protein kinase activity; protein binding; ATP binding. NCBI's taxonomy places the organism in Eukaryota, Viridiplantae, Streptophyta, Magnoliopsida, Malvales, Malvaceae. The record is from RefSeq and is a predicted model, not a curated record. The transcript has 2 exons.